AUGCAUAACGUGAAAAAUAACGAAAAAAAAGGUUAUGAAAGUGAAGAAUAUAGCGACGAUGAUCAUAUAUAUCCAAAACGAUUAAUUACUUCGUCAUCGACCAUCACCCAAAAUAACAAUGAUGAUUGGAUAUCAGUUGAAUCUGGUCAUGAUCAAAGACCAAAGAUCUUACCGGAGUUCAAGGAAAAGGCCGGUCCUACUUUUCCAGUUGAUUGUUGUUCUUCUCCAGCUACUUUUUACAAUGAGAUGUUACCUGACUCUUUAUUUGAUUAUAUUGUUACAUGCACUAAUACUCGUGUUCGUGUUUACUUUGAUAACAUCCCAUCAUCAUCACAAGGUCAAGAAAUAUGGAAGCUUGUUUCCCGUGAGGAAAUGAAAAAGUUCUUUGCUAUAGUAGUUCAAAUGGGUAUGAUUCAAAAACGAUCAAUCUAUGAAUAUUGGUCGACUGAUCCUUAUCUUAUAACACCAAUAUUUCAUUCACCGCACUAUUUGUCUCGUAAUCGUUUCCUUUUCAUUCUUCGGUAA
Messenger RNA from Rotaria sp. Silwood2, 525 nucleotides. Lineage: Eukaryota; Metazoa; Rotifera; Eurotatoria; Philodinida; Philodinidae. The record is from the annotation of a GenBank genome assembly.